UCGACACCACUGAUCUCGAUUCUAAUCGUAGUACGUAAUAGUAAAUCCAAAAAUGCAUCCUGCCUCGCCGCAUCAGCACCGCGCGCGCCUUCAUAUCGGUUCCCCCGGCGGAUCCGGUUCGGGGUCGGGCAACGUGCAAGCCUCCUCCUCGACGGAGACCUUUCCGUUGACUCCGCAGAUCCACCAGUCGGGUCAGCAGCAUACAGUUCAUAUUCCGCCCUCCACAUCGCUGCCGUACCAAGGACUCAAGACGUCCGAGAACGAUGACAUGGGCUGUGUGGAGAUACUGGCCACCGUGGUCUCCGUGCUCAUCAUGGUCCUGACCUUUCCCAUCUCCGUCUUCAUCUGCUUCAAGGUGGUCUCCGAAUACGAGCGGGCGGUGAUCUUCCGGAUGGGACGACUGCGCAGCGGAGGAGCUCGCGGUCCUGGCGUAUUCUUUGUGCUGCCCUGCGUGGAUGACUACUAUCCGGUGGAUCUGCGUACCGUCUCCUUCGAUGUGCCGCCGCAAGAGGUUCUCUCGAAGGACUCGGUAACGGUGACCGUGGAUGCGGUGGUCUAUUAUCGCAUCAGUGAUCCCCUCAAGGCCGUCAUCCAGGUGUACAAUUAUAGUCAUUCGACCAGUCUCCUGGCAGCCACUACGCUGAGGAACGUUCUGGGAACCAGGAAUCUCUCUGAGCUGCUGACGGAACGGGAAACGAUAUCGCACACCAUGCAGAUGUCCUUGGACGAGGCCACCGAUCCCUGGGGCGUUAAAGUGGAACGUGUGGAAAUCAAGGACGUGUCCCUGCCCACGGCUCUGCAAAGGGCUAUGGCUGCAGAGGCGGAGGCCGCCAGAGAGGCCAGAGCCAAGGUUAUAGCCGCCGAGGGUGAAAUGAAAUCCUCACGAGCUUUGAGAGAAGCCUCCGAAAUUAUAUCAGCCAGCCCGUCCGCCUUGCAGCUCCGUUACCUGCAAACCCUGAGCAGCAUUUCCACUGAGAAAAACUCAACCAUUAUCUUCCCACUGCCUAUGGAGCUGUUGACACCCUUCCUGAAUUCUCAGGCUCAUGUACAACAAUUGCAGUUGCAACAUCAACAGCAGCAACAUCAACAACAACAACAGCAACAGCAACAACAGCAGCAACAGCAACAUGCAACAGGUCCUGGAACGCCAAUACAUCGGCAUCAACAUCAUCAGGCACAUCACCAGUGACGCUCGAUGUCGGUGCUGCAGCCGUAUCUGGAGGCACUGCAUCGCUGCGAGCUCCAGAGGCAGCAGCGGAAUGUGGCGGAUCCGGAUGACGAUAUCGUUGGGUAUUUGUUGUAAAUUGUAAUGCGAUGGCCGCAGCAGCGACAAAGCUCUCUGGGGGAAAACCCUAAAGAAAAUUAAUCAUUUGCGGGGUUAACAUUUUUUACCAGACUUUUCACUGAAAAAAAAACGAAAAUUCUUUAGGAAAAUAAAUAACAAAUUACACUUUUUUUUGUGCUCUGUAUAUACUA
Molecule: messenger RNA, 1476 nt
Organism: Drosophila bipectinata
Lineage: Eukaryota; Metazoa; Arthropoda; Insecta; Diptera; Drosophilidae
Product: band 7 protein AGAP004871
Cellular component (GO): plasma membrane
Source: RefSeq, a predicted model, not a curated record